GACUGAGUCCCAGACCUGAAAUCCAGCUGUCACUCCUCAGCACCUCCCUCACAGCUACAUCCAUCUAUCUCUUCUCCACUCUCUGUCUGCAUCACCUCUUUCUGGUCCCACCAGACCCCAUCUUGCACUCUCUUUCUCUCUCCACCCCCGCCCCCUUCCCGACCCUCAGCCUCCCUGAUGCCUAAGAACAGCAAGGUGACGCAGCGCGAGCAGAGCCAUGAGCACGUCACAGAGUCGGUGGCUGACCUGCUCGCCCACGAGGAGCCAGUCGACUACAAGAGUAGCUCCCUGAAUGUAGGAGGGGCCGCUGGGAAGAAAGUCCCACAGAUAGAGGUGCCUGAAAACGAUGGACGCCCCGCUUGGAACAGCAAGCUGCAGUACAUCCUGGCCCAGGUGGGCUUCUCUGUGGGCCUGGGGAACGUGUGGCGUUUCCCUUACCUGUGUCAGAAGAAUGGAGGAGGUGCCUAUCUGGUUCCCUACUUCAUCCUCCUCCUCAUCAUCGGCAUCCCACUAUUCUUCAUGGAGCUGGCUGUGGGUCAGAAGAUCCGACGUGGGAGCAUCGGGGUCUGGAACUACGUCUGUCCCAGUCUGGGCGGGAUAGGGAUGUCCAGUCUGAUGGUGUGUGGCUUUGUGGGUCUCUACUAUAACGUGAUCAUCGGCUGGAGCAUCUUCUAUUUCUUCCAGUCCUUCCAGUAUCCUCUUCCAUGGAGCGAAUGUCCAAUCAGAAGAAACGGGACACUUGCUAUUGUGGAGCCAGAGUGCGACAAAAGCUCAGCCACGACCUACUUCUGGUACCGUCAGACUCUGAACACCACCAGCACCAUCGCAGAGAGCGGCGGCCUCAACAUCAAAAUGACCCUGUCACUGCUGGUGGCCUGGAUCAUUGUCUGCCUCGCCGUCAUCAAAGGGAUCGCCUCCUCUGGGAAGGUGAUGUACUUCAGCUCUCUUUUCCCCUACGUGGUGCUGUUCUGUUUCCUGGUCAGAGGUUUAAUGUUGAAGGGAUCAGUGGAUGGCAUCGCUCACAUGUUCACUCCCAAGCUGGAGAAGAUGCUGGAGCCCCAGGUGUGGAGGGAGGCAGCCACCCAGGUGUUCUUCGCCCUGGGUCUGGGGUUUGGAGGAGUCAUAGCCUUCUCCAGUUAUAAUAAGAUCGAUAACAACUGUCAUUUUGACGCCGUGCUCGUCUCUAUCAUCAACUUCCUCACCUCCAUUCUGGCUACGCUGGUGGUGUUUGCUGUGCUGGGCUUCAAGGCCAACAUCAUGAAUGAAAAGUGUGUCGUAGAAAACGCUGAGAAGAUCCUGGGAUAUCUCAACUCAAAUGUCCUGAGCCACGAUCUCAUCCCUCCACAUGUGAACUUCUCCCAUCUCACCUCAUCAGACUACGCCGAGAUGUACGGGGUCAUCAAGACAGUGAAGGAGGACAGCUUCACCCAGCUGGGUCUGGAGCCUUGUGUCCUGGAGGACGAGCUCAACAAGUCUGUCCAGGGCACCGGCCUGGCUUUCAUCGCCUUCACAGAGGCCAUGACUCAUUUCCCAGCAUCUCCGUUCUGGUCGGUCAUGUUCUUCUUCAUGCUAAUCAACCUCGGUCUGGGCAGCAUGAUCGGCACCAUGACUGGCAUCACCACACCUGUCCUCGACACUUACAAGGUCCAGAAGGAGCUGUUCACAGUGGGUUGCUGCAUUGUGGCCUUCUUCUGUGGCCUGCUCUUCGUUCAACGCUCAGGAAAUUACUUUGUCACUAUGUUUGAUGAUUACUCUGCCGGACUGCCUCUGACAGUCGUGGUCAUCUUGGAGAAUGUGUCUGUCACGUGGAUUUAUGGCACAAAAAGGUUCAUGCAGGACCUGGAGGACAUGUUGGGUUUCCGACCGUGCAUAAUCUAUUUCUACCUGUGGAAGUACGUCUCCCCUCUGUGUCUGAUUGUGCUCAUCACAGCCACCAUCAUAGAGAUGGCCAUCAGCCCACCAGGAUACAAUGCCUGGGUCCAAGACCUGGCUCAGGAACGCUUCCAGAGCUACCCUCCCUGGGCACUGGCCAUGUGCUUCGCUCUCAUCAUCGUGGCCAUGCUUCCUCUCCCUGUUGUCUACAUCGCCCGUCGCUUCAACCUGAUGUCAGAUGGCUCCAACAAGCUGUCUGUCUCCUACCGCAAAACCAUGAUGAAGGACAUAUCCAACCUGGAGGAGCAGGACGAGUCCAGGUUCAUCCUUGGCGCUAAGCCCGGUGAGGCACCAUCAUCGACGCCAGCACGCAGGCCCUACCUGACUCCAGGAGGAACCAAAACCCUGGACCCCAACUCGCUGUCUCCAAACAUCUGCUACGGCACGAGCUACCAGAACGCUGCCAUCAGCCCCACCACACCGACUACACCGACCAUGCCCACCACUCCAGAUUCUGACUCUUGACUGCUGUCCAAACGCCCCUCAGACACCCAGUCCUGUAGCACAGUUUACCUUCCAGCCAUAGAGUCUCCACUGGGGGUCACUGCAGCACCGAGAAUCACCACCGCUGCCCCACUAACACCACAAAACUGUAUGUAGCUGCCCAGUUUAUCUGAACACACGCUUCCCAAAAUAACACCAAGGAACCACAUGGGGAAAAAAAGACAAAAUUCUUAACAGUAAAUUAAACAAUGAAAUCAGGGUGAGGUUGACAGUGACACACUGUACAUCUGUAUCUAUUCUGUAUAUAACAUCACAGGGUUUAUGUGCUUAAGACAAAGUUCUGUGAUCUGCUUUUCUUUGCCUUAGUAUAAGGAUCCUCGGCAGACACAGCCCCCCCACACAGGUUAUAAUGCACAUCCCUGUCUGCACAGUGCAGGGGAUCUGAAAGAAUGUAGAGUGGAGCCAGUGUGGUCCUGGUGGCUGAACUGGUUUUCACUCAGCACACUGGCACAGAGAGCCGAGAUGAAUGUUAGUUUAAAUAUUUAAAAGGAAUACUUCACCCUCCAAAAGAUUCUCUUUAUAUCAAUUACUCAUCCUGUGUUACAUUGAAUUUUUGAAGAAAACAUUUGUCUUGCAUGCCUCUGGUGAACAAAAGACCCAAAAACAGAGGAAGUUCUUGAUGAAUUAAGGUCACAGGGAUCCAUGUAAACAACAGCAAGACUGUAUCAAAAGAUCUGUUUCCAAACUCUCACGCAACUCAUGCAGUAUAACAUUUAUCCAGUUGUGUAUUCAGCACUUUACAGGCAGCCCUUUUCAGUGGAAACUGAAACAGAACUGAAAGCCAGACUCCAUUGACAAAAACUGUAAUUUUACCUCACUGAAUACAGGAGCUGCUGGUCUACUCCUGCCUCGAUCAGUGAGCUUGUUUGUAUAAUUGUGUGACUUUGGUGAAUCCCAACUGACCAUUUAAAACACCAAAGUCACAUAGUAGCGCUGACACAGUAACUGAUGUAGGCAGCGGUAGACCAGCAGCUCCUGUGUUUAGUGUGGUAAAAUUGCUGCUUUUGUCAAUGGAGUCUGGCUUUGAAGAGAUCAUAAGAAAGUUUCACUUUCAGUUCAGUUUUAAAUUGUAAUAUGUAGCAAAAAUGCUUGUGUUUAGGAAGUACUGAGCAUACGACUGGAUAAAUGAGAUUUGUUGUCGUUGUUUUUGGAUUCUUCAUUCGGCGGGGGCAUGCAAGAAAAACAAAGCUUUCUUUACAAAUUCAACACACACAGAGUGAGUAACUGAUUAUCAAAUGAUCAUUUGAGGGGUGAAGUGUUACUUUAAUGUGUCCUACGUAGUGGUACUGUGUGUCAAAGCCAUAUAGUCUAAGUUAUUUUCUAUGAAACAUAUGCAGUGAUUUCAGUGAGUACAUACAGUAUGUCUACACGAGGACCUUUGUUCAGAUGCUUGAGCUAGAAAACACGUCUCACUGUGCAGAUCUAUUUUCACACAGCUCUGUUUACUUACAGCUGCUCUAAAGACAUCCAUUUAUGUUCUGUUCCCAUUCCCUGCUGUGCUCUGUGUGUAGCCGUGUCGUUCAUUCUGUGUAAACAGUGGUAUGCAGUAUAUUCAUAUGAUAUAGGAUAAUGUUUUAAGCCACAGUCUCGUCAUCUGUGACACACACGCGUUAUGACAUAUUUAAUUUCUCCACCAAAGAGUAAACAGGAGGCAACACUUGAAAUCUACAUGUUUAGCUUACAGUGUCAUAGAGAGGAUAUGUGUUGAAAGGGAACUACAAAGAGCGAAGCCUGAAACACAAGGCACGUAAAUUCCUCAGUGACAGAAAGCACAGCUUGUUCGUGUGAAUUUGAAACACUUAAUUUUGGCUUUGUUGCUACAACGCUACAAAAGCACAAAGAUAUUACGCACUUAUUGUGCACACAUGAAACACUAACCUUAAUUGUUGACGUAUUGUUUUGAAGAUUUCUGCACAUGUGGCAUUAAAAAGCUGCAGUUGAAUAUGUACCACAUAAUGAGUAAGCAAUAUUUAGAUUGGAGCACAAACUAUGUUCACUAUGGACCAAAAGUAAUAGCAAUGAAAAUGGAAUAACAAAAAUGAGCAAUGGACCAAAAGAUUGAGGAAGUUAAGGCACAAGAAUCCAAACAAUGGAAUAUUAUGAGCUUCUGUACGCCUUGUAUACCGUACAUACAUGCACAAACAAACAUACAAAUAUGCUCAGUGCACACUGUCUCCGUAUAUUUGUGGGAAAAUAAACCUCAUGAAGUGUUACUGAAAUAGACACCACAGUUCCUUUGCGAUGAAGAUCUUUGACCCCUGGUUGAACCAACGUUAAACCAGAGGAAGAGGAUACUAUUAUUUAUUUUUUUAUCACAGUAUUCAAAGCCAUGGUGUUAAGGAUUAAAUGGACUAUAUUUAUAUUUCUGUAUAUUUGCAGUGUACGUAGGUGUGACAAACAACAAAGAUUUAUCUUUUAAAAGUGACCAGUAUAUAUACGUAUAUAUAUAUAUAUAUACUGUAUAUUUUCAUCUUGUGUGAUGCUUAUUUAAAAUGUAUAUUUUAAGACUUAUCUAUUUUGUAGUUUGUGUAGCUGAUUCUUGUUGUGGGGUGUGAAAAUGCUGCUGGGAGGUGAAGUGUAGUCCUGUUUAGGCAGCAGCUGGUUCUCUGUUGUGUUCAUGAGAGCUGUGUGUUCUUCUGGCUGCACCUGGUGUUAGAUGACGUUCACUUACCUGUCCCCACUUUAGCUUUACUGGUCUGCUUGUUUUUA
Molecule: messenger RNA, 5145 nt
Organism: Epinephelus fuscoguttatus (brown-marbled grouper)
Lineage: Eukaryota; Metazoa; Chordata; Actinopteri; Perciformes; Serranidae
Product: sodium-dependent neutral amino acid transporter SLC6A17-like
Exons: 11
Coding region: 178-2397 (739 amino acids)
Biological process (GO): glycine transport; L-leucine transport; proline transport
Cellular component (GO): synaptic vesicle; plasma membrane
Source: RefSeq, a predicted model, not a curated record